Molecule: messenger RNA, 669 nt
Organism: Penicillium macrosclerotiorum
Lineage: Eukaryota; Fungi; Ascomycota; Eurotiomycetes; Eurotiales; Aspergillaceae
Product: YbhB/YbcL family Raf kinase inhibitor-like protein
Exons: 2
Coding region: 1-669 (222 amino acids)
Biological process (GO): regulation of proteolysis; regulation of Ras protein signal transduction
Molecular function (GO): peptidase inhibitor activity; phospholipid binding
Source: RefSeq, a predicted model, not a curated record
AUGAUUUGGAUGAGCCUAAGCUUUUACUUCCUAGUCCUCGCUAUCUCAGAGGCCUCUUUUCUGUUUGCGCUUUCUGGUCAAGUGCUGUAUGUCCGGUACCCGGGGAAGGAAUGGAUUCAUCCAGGAUCAACCUUAGACACGAAAGAUACUGUGGUCAUGCCAGAAAUAAAUGGCAAGAACCUCCCAUGUCAUGCACGCUACCUGCUCCUCUUUAUUGAUCUUGACGCAAUGUUCCCGGGAACCAGAAAUCAGACAGUUGUCUUGCAUUGGUACCGACCCAAUCUUAUGUUCAAGUGCCAAGGGAAUGAUAAUUAUGGCUUUCUGCACUCCGACAAGAAUGGGAAAAUUAUCGAUUCAGCACCAUAUAUUGCACCACAGCCGCCACCCCUUUCACGUCAUCGCUAUGUAUACCUUCUAUUUGAGCAACCAACAUUUUAUCAAUUCCCUCAAUGCUUCACGCAUAUCUUUCCUGCUACCAUGGAAGCACGUGCUGGGUUCGAUAUUAAAGAAUUCAUGCUAGCAGCAACGCUGAAUCCGCCUCUUGCCAUUAACUACUUCUUUGGCAAGAACACCACACAGGAUAAAGAGGAUCCUUCCCCACCUCCUAGUGCAACCACCACCUACUUUCGCUCAGUGAUAUGUGACACGAGUCCAACUAGUUUGCGAUAG